This is a messenger RNA of Rana temporaria (common frog), 2465 nucleotides long. RefSeq lists its product as uncharacterized. The record is from RefSeq and is a predicted model, not a curated record. Lineage: Eukaryota; Metazoa; Chordata; Amphibia; Anura; Ranidae. The transcript is spliced from 2 exons. Bases 1225 to 2415 code for a protein of 396 amino acids.
UCCCAAGAAGAGGAAAGGUGAUCGCACCGCGGCAUCUCUGGAUUCACUGCACCGUACCUUCGGUCCCUCAGAUAGUCGUAAACCACAACCGGGAAAAGUCAAGAUCACAACCUGAUCCUCACCCCUGGAGUUCCCAACCAGGAACCACAGGACUUGAAGUAAUCAAUCUUUCCUCUGAACCUCUAACUGCAGAGCAGGUUCAUGUUCUUAGUUUAGGUUUAACCUUUUGUCGUUCAAUAGACAUGGAUAGAUUUCAACUAAUCAAGGAUACACAUCUGUUUGCCAGACGUCUUUUAUUUAAAGUUUUGUAUGAUAAGCCCCAACAAUCUGAUAAUGAUGAUUUUUUCCUUAUGGAUUAUACGGAAUUGGAACUUCGGGCUAUGGACGACCUGAUGUGUCUAUGGGAGGAGGGUAACACAGGUGAUGACAUCUUACCUAUGUCAUCGGGAGUUAUCGUCCCGGGUGUUACCUUUCCCUUCCUUACAAACCAAUCCCAACCUCUGAGCCUUUGUUCAGCAGGUGACUAAUGAAAUAAAAAAUAUGGAUCUGGCCAAUAGAACUAACAAAAACUUGUCUUCAGCUCUACUUAAAGCUUUAUCUGACCUACAAAACCACCCGAACUUAGUCAUAAAGCCAGCUGAUAAGGGUGGAAAUGUGGUUGUCAUGGAUGUCGGGGCAUAUGAAUCUAUGUGCCUCGACAUCCUUGACAACAAAGACUGGUAUAGACCCAUUUCUAGGACACUGAUUGACAACUUUAUGAAAGAGUACAUCAAUUUAAUUUUUGGAGCUUACCAGAGAGGCACUAUUGAUUUGAGCACUUGGAAUUUCUUAAAUGUUAAGGAAUCUAGAAUUCCAACAUUCUACGCCUUCCCUAAAGUACAUAAGUCUCUUGAACAUCCUCCAGGAUGACCUAUCGUCUCUGGAUGUCAGGGUCUGACCGAGAAUGCCAGCGCUUUGAUAGACAGAUAUUUGCUUCCCCAUGUGAUUUAUCUUCCCUCCUAUGUUAAGGAUACGAUCAAUUUACUUCAAACUAUUGAUGGAAAAUCCAUCCCUCCGGGGGCUUGGCUGGUGGCUCUCAAUGUAGAGAGCCUUUAUAAUUCUAUACCACAUGCGAGGGGUUUGGAGGUCAUUUCCAUCCAGCUCAAAGCAUGUGGUAUUACCUUUGAUUCAUACAAUGAGUUUGUUUUAAAUUUAUUGGAAUUUAUUUUGACCCGGAACGUAUUCAUGUUUGGCUCCUCCCACUUCCUCCAGAUACAGGGUGUAGCUAUGGAGACUAAGUGUGCCCCCAGCUAUGCUAACCUGUAUCUGGGGGGGUGGGAGAAGGAGAUUUUUUCAGAUUGUCGCUUGUCUAGCCUGCUCUCGAAUGUCAUAGCAUGGCAUAGAUAUAUAGACGACAUUCUUAUCUUUUGGUCUGGUACCAGGAAUGAGCUCACACAGCUAAUGGACUUGUUGGCAAUUAACUCUUACAAUCUAAGGUUCACUAUGGAGUGUAGCCAGUCCAUGGUGAGCUAUCUAGACCUACGGAUCCAUGUCGACCCGACUGGUCGCCUGCACUCGUCCCUAUAUCGCAAGCCCUCAGCGGGUAAUACCAUUCUUCAUGUGACCAGCGCACAUCCUGAACCUCUCCUAGGCAGUAUCCCAUAUAGUCAGUUUCUCAGACUCAAGAGAAACUGUACUAGGGACACGGACUUUCACAUUACAGCUAACGAACUGUACUUGAGAUUACAUUCCCGAGGUUACAGUCGAUCUCUGCUCAAACGUUCCUUCAAUAAGGUCAUCAAAUUGGAUCGAAAUGCCCUUAUCCACUCUACAACAAAAAAACAUAAGGAUACUUAUGUUAGAAUUGUAACGCAAUUUUCCCAACAACAUGUGCAAAUGAGAGGGAUCUUCAAAAAGUUCUGGCCCUUGCUCACAGCUGACAGCACUAUUACAAAAUAUGUUAAACCCUACCCGGAAAUCACCUUCAAGCGAACACCCUCUUUAAGGGACCGUCUUGUAACAAGUCACCACACACGUAGGGAUAUUCAGAUGUCCAUCUCUACGGGAACUUUUCCCUGUGGACACUGUGACAUUUGCCCCUUCAUCAGCAAUAACAAUGUCACUUUUUUACCAAAUGGUAAAACCCAUAAACCCAAAUUUCGGAUUACGUGUCAAUCUAUAGGUGUUGUUUACUUGGCUAGUUGCCAAUGUGGGUGUUUUUACGUUGGCAAAACUAAAAGGCCCUUUCUGAAAUGUAUUAAAGAUCACGUUAACCCGUUGUAUAAAUGCCUGAUGACUACUGCCCUCAACAGACAUGUAGGUUGCUUACAUGACUUUGAUGUUAACUCUAUCAGUUUUGCAGCAUUGGAACAUGUAUCCCUGCAUGUCCGCGGCGGAGGUAUUGAUCAGACCUUGUUGCAGCUUGAAACCAAGUAGAUACAUCUACUUGAUGCCGUUAAAUUUCCUGGUUUGAAUGAGUAUAUUCG